This is a messenger RNA of Poeciliopsis prolifica (blackstripe livebearer), 5193 nucleotides long. RefSeq names its product inactive dipeptidyl peptidase 10-like. Gene Ontology annotation, biological process: proteolysis. The record is from RefSeq and is a predicted model, not a curated record. Gene Ontology annotation, molecular function: dipeptidyl-peptidase activity; serine-type peptidase activity. The transcript is spliced from 27 exons. Bases 240 to 2618 code for a protein of 792 amino acids. NCBI's taxonomy places the organism in Eukaryota, Metazoa, Chordata, Actinopteri, Cyprinodontiformes, Poeciliidae.
GGCGCUAUAGAAGGGGUAGGCGCGCAGAGAGGAGGAAAAGAAAGAGCGGAGAAAGCCGGAUGUAAACGCACUGGAAACCAUUCGGAGACGGAGAGAGAAACAAACGGGAGAAAACAGACAGUUGAUGGAAAUGUGUUCCAUCUGGUGACACUUCCAGCGGGGAAGGAAGUCGGGGGAAACUUUGGCUUUAUUGUUUUCUGGUCCUGCCGUCAGACCGAGGAGCGUUUUGCGGAGCCAAGAUGAACCAAACUGCAUCGGUGGCGCAUCAGAUCGACUCUCAGCCCCUAAGAGACAGCAAGGAGUUUGUGGAUGUCAGCCCCCCACAGAGGAACUGGAAGGGCAUCGCCAUCUCUCUCCUGGUUAUAGUGGUGGUCUGCUCGCUCAUCACUUUGUCCGUAGUCGUCCUCACACCCACUGAGCCUCCAGAAAGCAGCAAGUCCAAGCUCACCGUGGCGGAUCUCUUCAAACCCGAGUUCCAGAUUCACGACCCGGAAGCCAGGUGGAUCAGUGAUUCGGAGGUGGUGUACAGAAACAGGGACGGUGAUGUCAUCAGGUUCAACUUUGCCCUGAAUGAGACGGAGGCCAUCUUGAAGAACGCCACGUUUGUGUCUUUCAAGGUGGCAAAAUAUUCACUCUCUCCAGAUCUGAAGUUUGCACUCUUCGCAUACGACGUCAAACAGGUGUACAGACAUUCGUACACGGCGUCCUACAUUGUGUACAACAUCAACACGAGGGAGGUAUGGGAGCUGAACCCACCUGAGGUUCAAAACUCCGUUCUCCAGCAUGCGGCCUGGGGACGGCAGGGACGGCAGCUGAUCUACAUAUUUGAGAACAACAUCUACUAUCAGUCAGACGUGAAGAGCAGCUCUCUGAGAAUCACCUCCUCUGGGAUGGAGGGCGUCGUUUUCAACGGGAUAGCUGACUGGCUGUAUGAAGAGGAGAUCCUCCACUCACACCUGGCUCACUGGUGGUCGCCUGACGGAGAGCGGCUGGCCUUCCUGAGGAUCGACAACAGCCUGGUGCCCAACAUGGCUCUGCCGCAGUUCACUGGCAGCGCUUAUCCCCGAGGCAUCCAGUACCCCUACCCAAUGGCCGGUCAGAGGAACCCAACUGUCAAGCUGUUUGUUGUCAACCUGUUUGGCAUCACGAGCACUCAGGAGCUCCAUCCCCCAGAUCAGCUCAGACUCAGAGAGUUCUACAUUACCAUGGUGAAGUGGAUAAACCACACACGCCUUGCUGUGCGGUGGGUCAACCGUCCCCAGAACGCCUCGCUUCUGACGGUCUGUGACGCAACAACUGGAGUCUGCCACCAGAGACACGAAGAGUCCUCAGACACAUGGCUCACCAGGCAGAGUCAGGAGCCGCUGUUCUCGGAGGACCUGAGCAGGAUUUUCCUCACGAUGCCCGUCAGACACGGAGGGCACAGAGACUUCCACCACGUCGCCAUGUUCUCUAAAAAGUCGAGAAGCGACCCGGUUGAAGUUCGCCACUUAACAUCUGGAAACUGGGAGGUGAUCAGGAUCGUUGCUUACGAUGAAAGCAAAAACAUCAUAUACUUUCUGAGCUCUGAGAAGGCGCCACAACAGAGACAUUUAUACAGUUUGUCGAUCAACGGCUCAUUUUCAAAGGAGUGCCUCACCUGCGACAUGAAGGAAGACUGCCUGUUCUUCGACGCCGACGUCAGUCCAAACGCGCAGAACGCCAUCCUGCACUGUCAAGGUCCUGGUAUUCCAGCUGUGCUGCUUCUCAGUUUCAGCAACAUGGACUCAUACUUCAUCCUGGAGAGCAACGUUCCUCUACGGUCUGCGCUGGACGCCAGGAGGACGUCUAGGACGGAUUUCCUGAAUGUCACGCAGGACAACUUUGAGCUGCCUCUGAAGCUCAUUUAUCCUCCUGACUUCUCAGACUCCUACCUCUACGGCCUUCUCCUCGUCAUAGGCAGCGCUCCAGGCGAACAGGCGGCGACGGAGAAAUUCGGCUUGAAUUGGGACCUGGUGCUUGCCGUAUCGGAGCAGGUCAUAGUGGCUCAGCUGGACGGCAGAGGACCUGGGUUCAGAGGUCAAAGGUUGCCUGAGCAGGUUUACCACAGACUCAGGACGGUGGACGUCGACGACCAGAUCGCGGCUCUGGAAUUCCUGGUGAAGCUGCCAUUUGUUGAUCAGACUCGGAUUGGAGUUUAUGGACAGGCUUAUGGGGGUUACAUCACUCUGAUGAUGCUGGAUUCAGGACGGUUGAUAAGAUGUGCAGCUGCUCAGGCUCCCAUCAUCGACUGGACCAUGUACGCCUCGGCCUUCUCGGAGAGAUACUUCGGCUUGCCUUCAACAGAGGAUAGCAGAUACCUUGCGUCCAAAGUGCUGCCCGGCAUGAAAGGCCUUGAGGGAGGAACUCUGUUUCUGGCCCACGGCACCGCUGACGCGAACGUUCACUUCCAACACUCGGCCGAGCUCAUUAAACAUUUAAUAAAGAUCGGAGCCAACUACACUAUGCAGAUCUACCCGGACGAAGGCCAUUUCCUGUCGACGCGCAGCCGGAUUCAGCUGACUCACGCUCUCAUCGGAUAUUUCAGGGGCUGCUUGCUUGACGCGUCGUUGUUGCUCGAACAGCGGGACGACGAGUGAAAGGAGCAUCAACGUCGGCGGAAGACCAAAUGUGUCUGUUCUAAGCCGGUAGCGCCAUGUUUGACGGACAAAAUCAGUUUCUGUGUGACAUAUCAGACACAUCCAAUACGCUCUCAGUCCAGCUGCUGUACAUUCAGUGUUGUUAGCCAGACUGUUGUCAUCAACCCGACUGGGAGUUUUAAGGCCGAAGUUCAACACAAACGCUGUCCCCGUCAAGCUGGUUCAUCAAUUUAGUGACAUUUUCCUGAUUUAUUUAGUUUAAAUAUUCAAUACCAAAGUAUUUUUUACAAUAGAAUAGACAGAAAUAAGUGUCUUCAGGUCCUUUUUCAAAGAAGAGGAACCAAAAGACUAAAAUUGGAAAGAAACGUUAAUUGACUGAUGUUCUGAAAGUACAAGAAUCAGGCCUUUUUCUCCUGAGGUCACUUCCUUAAAUUCCCUUGAGGGGGCGCUGUACACUUGAUUGAAGACAACUUCAGAAGCAGAGGAAGAGUAAGGUGACCAAAACGUUUUUCAAACGAAAACAGAAAUCUCUGUAAACUUUUGGAUUGCAUUGGCACUUCUUAUUAGCAUUUUGGAUUUUAUUAUUAUUAUUAUUAUUAUUUCUAAACAUAAGAGAUGUAUAAGUUUAGGAUUGUUUUGCAGUUUGCUUAUUUAUGGUCACAGAGUAGCUAUGCUGAGAUAGUAUUUGUAAGGUGGAACAUCAUUGGGUGUUUUGUUUUAGCGUCAAGUUCACUCAAAAUUCGUCAAACUUUGCUGAAUUUAAAUCCAUAAAACUGGCUGUUAUGAUUUUUUUUUUUAAACAUCCACAAAUUAAGACGCAAACAAAUUAAAACUAUAUAACGUUCAUAAAAAAAUAUGUUUUCACUGAAAUAGGACAAUACACUUUUGACUUCAAAAAUACAGGGGUUUUUUUUUAGCCCAAAGUGAAAUUAAAUAUUGUAACUCAUAUUUGCAGCUUUAAACAAUAAUUGUGAUUUGUCAGCCAAAAGCUCCUCUGACAGCAGGCAGUCUUGCAUCAAAUCUGGAGAAGCCACUGACUAAAGACUACUGCUGAAUGACAUGCCAUUUCUAGAAUAAGUUUUCUAUGAUCACUUAUGCUAAACCAUUGACAUUCCAAUCCAUCCAUCCAUUUUCUAACACCCUUGUCCCGAGUGGGGUUAGAAGAGGUGCUGGUGCAGAGACAGACAGGACAAACAACCUCGCAUGCACACACUCACACACAACUAGGGAGAAUUUAGAGAGACUUAAUUAACCUAAGAGUCAUGUUUUUGGACUGCGGGAGGAAGCCGGAGAACACGGAGAGAACCCACGCAUGCACAGGGAGAACAUGCAAACUCCGUGCAGAAAGACCCCCGGGAAUCAAACCCAGAACCUUCUUCCUGCAAGGCAACAGCGCGACCAACUGCGCCACUGUGCAGCCCCACUCCAAUGCAAUUGUUUACAAUUCCAAUUCCAUAUUUUCAAAUGUAUGUUUUAAAAAUCUACUGUCUGAAAAAGGAAACGCAGUUGUUUUGUGUACUUUUUAUUCCAAAUACAUGCAUUCCGAUUUCUUCAAAGUUCAAUCGAGCUUUAAAAUCAAGUUGCAAUCAGUCCAAUGUUCGUUUCUAUGACGCAAAGUUCCUUCUGAAAUUUAGGAACACAGCUCAAUAAUUAUUUUAAACCAGUAUGAUCAAUUUCAGGAAUGUUUGAGAACAGCUUCUGUCAUUUUUAUUGUUCUUAUUUAUCACAUUAUUUUUAUUAUUACAUUUUUGUGGGGCAACUCAGCCAGCUUGUACACAGCAUCAGCGCUAACUAAAUGUGUAAUCUUGGAGGUUAAUGUGUGUUUUCUUAACAGUCUUCUGGGUGUUUGUACAGAUUUAUUACUUCUAAGAGUAGAUAUUUAUUAAUGUCACACCAGUUUUGUGGUGUUUUCGUUUGAGUCCAGGUGACAAUCUUACAUAUUUUGCUGUAAAACUCAACAGUUUUUUAUUUUUUGUUUUGCUUUUUUACGGUUCGUGUAAGCUCUUGUUAUUUUCGAGUCCCCCGACGUCCCUUUAAUUACUCCAACGUCAAAACCCAAGGAGUGUUUUGCUUUUUGAACCUAAUUUCCUCUUCGUGCAGUGAAAAUUUCCAGCAGCGUUGGCUCACCUCCUCCAGGGCUUCGUGCUCUGCCUAGUUAAAGCGCAAGCCCACGACGCUCUGCAAUUAAAAGCACAGCGAGCGUCCACAGCAGCGGAGUGAACCGCUCUGUACGAUUGUGGUUAAGAGAGCAAGUCGCACAAUUACCGAGCGCCUCGCAGGAGAGCCACUAAUCACAGGAUGAGUGUCCUCGACGUCCGCUCGGCGUUCGGAGCUUCGUAGCAGCCGUGACUGGAGCGGAGGCGAGGGUUCUGACCAGUUACAUGUGGACACUCAAAUUUUUUAUUUUAUUCCCCCCCCCCAAUAUGAAAUGGCUGAUUCACACCUACAUAGACAAAUCUUGUUAAGUCUGGAAACUGCUGUGGGUUUUUAAUGAAUGAUAAGGUUGUUGUUUUUUUUUUUGUUUUUAUUAUUAUUAUUUUGUCUUGCUGUUUAUUAAAGAUUGACGAAAGUUUCA